Molecule: messenger RNA, 708 nt
Organism: Dentiscutata erythropus
Lineage: Eukaryota; Fungi; Glomeromycota; Glomeromycetes; Diversisporales; Gigasporaceae
Source: the annotation of a GenBank genome assembly
AUGCCAAUUCCUCCUGAAAAUUCAUCGAAUAUUUAUAACGAAGAAGAUGCUUUAAAUCAGCUAAUACGAAAAAAAAGAUCAUAUAAUAUCACAAAACUAGAACAUGAAUUAAGCCAAAAUUUACUUUUAUUAAAUGAGAACCAACAUGUGAUAUUUAAUGUUAUCAUACAAGCCAUUGAAUGUGAAGAAAGUCAAUGUUUCUUCGUUGACGGCCCCGAACUCUCUUCAAAUAUAGUAAUAGCUGGUCAAAAAUUAUCAGAUCUGAUUGAUUUUACCUAUUCAGAUUUUACCCAACAUUCUACCGAUAUAAAUUAUUUAAUUGAAAGAACUAUAUUAACUUCAAAAAAUGACGAUGCGACAGAUUCUGUCGAUUCACAAGAAGAUAGCAAUGAUAGACAAUCCCAUUUAUACUCUCCUGAGUUUUUAAGAUCUGUAAAGAUUUCUGGCUUUCCACCUGGUGAAUUAAAACUAAAAAUUAGAAUAUCCAUAAUGCUUUUACGAAAUCUAAGUCUUGCAAAAGGACUAUGCAACGGGACUCGAUUAAUUUGUCAUAAUCUAUAUAACAAAGUAAUAAAUGCUGAAAUUUGUACAGGCUUAUAUAUUGGUACUCGUGUUUUCAUACCUAGAAUCACAAUUUCACCUUCUGAUACUGAUUUACCAUUUGCUUUAACACGUCGCCAAUUCCCUGUACGUUCUACGUUUCUAUGA